Molecule: messenger RNA, 408 nt
Organism: Closterium sp. Yama58-4
Lineage: Eukaryota; Viridiplantae; Streptophyta; Zygnematophyceae; Desmidiales; Closteriaceae
Source: the annotation of a GenBank genome assembly
AUGGAUACAGCGCUUUCUUACACUGCCUUCCCCAAUAAUCCCAAUCGCAAGCCCAGCGCAAUUGGCGCUUUACUUCGAAACUGGGCCCUGGGGACGAAACGCGACUUCCUUCCCCUCUUGUUUCCCAUGGAUACUGGCCUUCCCCGUCGUCUUGUCCUAUCCCUUCUGCUGCUGCUGCUGGCCUGUCAAAGUGCUCUGGCGGGCUUCGUGGUUGACCAGAACGGACAAGUAUGGGAGGUGAAAUAUCAGCCGCGGUGGGCGAUUGUCAUCCCGCUCAUCAUCUCGAGUAUUCUUCUGCUCGGAGGCGUCGUCUUCCUCGCGUACUGGCUCAUCAAGCGCCGCUACGAAGAGAGUGACGUGUACGACGAGCAGGAGCAGCCCAAGCCCGCGGGCGGCGCAACCGUUUAG